AUGAAUGACCUGCAGUUGCAUGCAGUCAUGGUGCCUUUCCCUGUGCAAGGCAAUAUCAAUCCUCUUAUGAAUUUGGCUCACCUCCUCUCUUCAAGAGGAGUUUUCAUCACUUUCGUCAACACGGAAUGGAGCCACAACCGCAUGUCAACAGCUGCUGCUGCUGCUGAAUCCUCCGCCUGCACCUCCAAAUUUAAGUUUCUCGUCAUUCCAGAUGGUUUGCCACCUGAUCACGGUCGUUUCUCCAAACUUCCCGAGUAUUUGAGUGCACUGGAAAAACUUGGCCCCAUCUUGGAGCACCAUUUGCUCUGCAGCUUAACUGACGGAACUCCUCCCAUUACCUGCAUUAUAUCAGUAAAUUUCAUGUCUUGUACUUACGAAGUAGCCAACAAGCUGGGAGUGCCCCGAGUCAUUUUCUGGACAUUUUGCGCCGCCUCUUCUAUUGCUCAGUGCAACGCCAAUCUUCUCCUCUCCCACCGACAUAUUCCUGUCAAAGUGGAGGAUUUGAAGAGAGCGGAUAAAGAGAUCACUUGUUUGCCUGAAUUUCAAAAUAAGGGAGAGUAUGUGCUGGUUAACACGUUCGAUGAGGUGGACGCUCCGGAGACCGUAAGCGCACUGUCCAUCAAUGGAUGCCCAGCUUUGGCAGUAGGGCCUGUAUUUAUUCCCAAUUUCCUGGAAGGAAAAAACUUGAACGGGCUCGUGAGUCUGUCAGAGCAGGACGAUGGCUGUCUCAAAUGGCUUGACGCCCAAGAGCCAGGUUCUGUGAUAUACGUUUCCUUUGGCAGCCUUGCCGUCAAAUCGAACGAGCAGCUGGAGGAGUUGGCAGUGGGGUUGGAGAAAAGCCAGCACCCCUUUCUGUGGGUGCUACGAAUGGAUAUUGUUGGAGGCAAGCCCGGCACUCUCCCGGAGGGUUUUGUAGAAAGGACCAAAGAUCGGGGACUAAUUGUGAAAUGGGCGCCGCAAGUUAAGGUGUUGUCCCACACUUCCGUAGGAGGGUUUGUUACUCACAGCGGGUGGAAUUCGCGUUUGGAGAGCAUGAGCAUGGGAGUUCCAAUGCUUGGAUGGCCCUAUUUCGUCGAUCAGUUUCUCAACAGCCGCUUCUGUAAUGACGUGUGGAUGAUUGGCAUGGAUUUAAAGGGCGUGGAUGCUGAUGAAAAUCUGGUGGUUGGAAGGGAGGAGAUUGAGAAAGGUUUAAGGAGACUGAUGGAGGGCUCGGAAGGGGAGGAGCUGAGAAAAAGAGGGAGGGAGUUGAAAGAGGCGGCAUUUAAAGCAGUUGCGGAGGGAGGUUUUUCUUUUCUCAACUUGAACAGAUUUAUGCAUGACAUUGCACAACUUUCCAAAACAGCUUCUCGUAAAAUGGCGUAA
Cryptomeria japonica (Japanese cedar) is the source of this 1362-nucleotide messenger RNA. Its product is annotated as UDP-glycosyltransferase 85A8-like. The coding region runs from base 1 to 1362 and encodes 453 amino acids. The transcript has 3 exons. Lineage: Eukaryota; Viridiplantae; Streptophyta; Pinopsida; Cupressales; Cupressaceae. Gene Ontology annotation, molecular function: UDP-glycosyltransferase activity. The record is from RefSeq and is a predicted model, not a curated record.